Geodia barretti is the source of this 1095-nucleotide messenger RNA. The record is from the annotation of a GenBank genome assembly. Lineage: Eukaryota; Metazoa; Porifera; Demospongiae; Tetractinellida; Geodiidae.
AUGUUCCUGCGCGACCCGAUUCACUCGGCGGCGGCUUCGGAUGUGUCCGCAACUCCGCGAGGGAACCUGAAGUGGCGGUUCGAUACGGACUUGCCGCUUUUCUCGUCGCCAGCGGUGGUGGAUGGGAGAUUGUAUUUAGGGUCAGGGGACAAUCGUGUAAUCGCGCUGGAUGCAAAUACGGGCGAGCUUAUAUGGGAGCAUGAGGUGCUGGGUCCUGUAGACUCGUCGCCGGCGGUUGCGGGUGAGAGUGUGUUCAUCGGGUUGCGGAAUGGGCGGGUGCUGUCGCUGAAUAAGGAUAGCGGGGAACUGCAAUGGGACUUUCAGACGGGCGGGAUAUUUGCGACUGCGCCGGUGGUGCUGGAGGGCAUCGCUUAUAUUGGGAGCGGGGAUGGCUGGCUUUAUACGCUGGACGCGCAGACGGGACAGGUGCGGUGGGCGUAUCAGACAGGCGGGCAUAUCGCGUCGGACCCGGCUAUCAAUGAUGACAUUGUGGCGGUGCAGUCGCAGGACAGCUACCUGCAUAUCGUGGAUAAGCAUACUGGACGGAAGCGGCUGGACUAUCACACGAAGUUCGCGCGCGGGUCGCCUGCGCUGAGCGGGGACUGGGUUUAUACGGCGGACCAGAUUGGGCUUGUCACGGCGAUAGACUGGCACAAGCGGGAGAUGCCGUUCGAGAAGAAAGUGCGCUGGCUGAAGACUCAGCUCUGGGCGUGGGGGGCUUUGAGGAAACUGCCGCCGCUGAAGGGGCUUGCGUGGGCGGCUUAUGUUCCGGGGAGUUUGGUGGCGUCGCCAAUCGUGACGGAGGACAUGCUGUAUGUGGCGUCGUCGGAGGGGCAGGUGUAUGCGCUGGGCAGAGAGACCGGGGAUACGGAGUGGACAUUUGAGGCGGACGGCUUUUUCCUCUCGCCGAUGACACUUGUCGGUGAGGGUCUGUUUAUCGGGGACAGGUUCGGGACGCUGUACGCGGUGAGUGCGGAGACGGGUGAAGAGUUGUGGCGGUUCGAGACAGACGCGCCGAUUGGUUCAACGCCGGUGGCGGCGAACGGGAUGCUCUACUUCACAUCUGAGGAUGGGAGUUUGUAUGCGCUGGAGUAA